Messenger RNA from Mesorhabditis spiculigera, 2598 nucleotides. The record is from the annotation of a GenBank genome assembly. NCBI's taxonomy places the organism in Eukaryota, Metazoa, Nematoda, Chromadorea, Rhabditida, Rhabditidae.
AUGUAUGGACAGGGGCCCUCCAGUUCCCGCGAAAGAGGUGUCAACAUCUCAUUCGAGCCGCUAAGUGAUUGGCAAAUCUCCGAAAUUGGAUAUGAUGGUGCCGAAAAGUUUAUCAGGCCAGAAUCUUUCCAAGAUCACGUUGGCAAAUUGGCUCGGAAGGUGGACUGGCGAAAACUUGUCGACUCGGAGGACGUCUACGAUCAAGCCAAUCUCUUGCCGACUGUGGAACCGUUGGAAGGUGAAGAGGAUGAAGAGAAGCGGAAACGAGAACAAGCCGAGUACCCGCCAGAAGCCGGUCCGUGGCAUGUGGUCGCGAAGAAUUUGCAUGAAUCUCUCCAGCAGUUGAACAUCAUGAUCGACACGUUUCAAGUUGCACAAAAAUUUGAAUAUCUACAACCUCUAAGCGUCCAAGAUCCGACCGCUGCUCACGAUUUGGCCCCACAUGUGCUCGAAUCGACAAAGGGCUUUCAAUGGGUUUGGAGGAGAAAGGCGCUUUCCGAGGCACAGGCCGUCAUCGAAAGCGCGAUGCGAACGCGACCGACCAGUUCGUUUCUGGAAAACACUGACGACUCGACGAAGCAAAAACGGAUGUUCUACGGCGAGCUCGAUCGAUUGCGCAAGGUUUGGCGAAUCCGAAAAAGCGGCACCUACAUUCUGGGCGACCUCGGUUAUUCUUCAUUCGGUAAAAAAUGGGACGCGAAGAACAUGUUCGACAUCAACCGACGCACGAUUUGUAUGGCUCGAAAAUACCCGGAUGGACGGCUAGUGCAGAGUUGGCUUCAGGUAACAGUGCCGUACGACGUGGCGAAGAGAAGCACGCUCUCGGUUUCAAUCGUAAAAGACGACAAGACCAACAGCGCGCUCUUUGGCGCGGGCGGAGACAAUGAGCUAGACUACAUGAAGGUUCAGAAGAAGACGAUUGAAAAUACGCAUUGGCACGACGCGUUGACGUGGGCCAGUGAAUCGCUCGUGUUGCGAGAUACUUUCCAGCAGUUGGCAAAGGACGCUGUUCGCCUGAAGUAUCGCCCUUCUGCCAUCCGAGACGGAGUGCUUUUAAUUUCGCUGUUUGACGAAUAUCUAUUGCGAGUGGAGCUGAAGUACUUCCCUUUCAAGGAGGGCCGUUUGCCCGAGGAUGGGAACAGCUACUUGAACAGGUCGCUACGGAAAAUCUUUUUGGCGAUGGUCACGCAGAGAUCCAUUCGCCCUCAAAUGUUCGUCGAAUUGCCGCUGACAAACGCACCGGAAGAGAUGGACAUGCGCGGAUCGUCGGCCAUGACACAAACAGAGAUGGAUGCCCGGUCCGUAAGUAAGCCAAUGCUGCUCGAGCGCAUCCUGAAAGUAGCCGCCCAUCAUCACCUCGUUCAGCUGACCGUCGACAUGCUCAAGCAGCACCAAAUCGAAUGUCGCGACCCGCAGCUAAAAUGGCGUUGGUUGCGCUGCGCGCCCGCCAACUCGCACAUCAUCUGCCACCUGGCCAACCACCAGUUCGAUUAUUUGAUGGGAAAAGUCACCUUCUACAUAAAAAUCGACCACAACGCGGUGACGCUGUCGACAAAGGAAAGUCAGGAGAUCGAGUGCUAUCGCGAUGGCAACCGCAUUCUGAAUGCUCUGCGCUAUAUGAACAGCCAAUAUUUUAUGGGCGCCAUCACGAGUCUGGCGAAGGUCGCCUGGGCGUUCCAGAUUUUGCACGCCAACAUGAACGCCAUCGACGGUGAGGGGAAUCCGGCGCCGACGUUGUAUAUGGUCAACCCGAUAAGCUCAAGAUCCCUCCUCGUCCAAUUCAACUCUAACCGGGAUCCCGAUAUCAACGUGAAGAAGCUGCUGCCGGAAGAGGAUGCCGAGGAGCCCUUCGUUCGCCUCGACUACAAGAAGCUGCCCGGCGGCACGCUCUGCAGAAAACUUGACUAUCUUUUUGCCGUGUUACACGGGCCCAUACAUCGACUUCCGGCAGAAGCAACAACCCCUUUGAGGCUAAAGAACUGCGUUCAAGAUUGGGCGGUGCUGGAAUCCGGAACUUCUCCACUCGCCCGAGAGAACCAGCCGCGAAAACCGCUGAUCGACCACGAGCUGGAGGCAGAGCUCACUGAUGUGAAAUGGGUCGCCGUUUAUCGAUAUCUCCCGAUCCGGCUAGCCGCCAUGGUGGCCCGAAUGAAAUUGGUGCAAACGAUUGCCAGCGUCCUCUACGUCCCUUAUUCCAUUUUUAAUUACAUACAAGGCACGAUCGACUGGAGCUGGCUGGUAAACACGACAAGUUUAGCUGUAUUCGCGCCGCUAGCGCUUGUAUUGUUUAGCAGGACGAUGAAUCGAUUAGUGGGUGUUAUCGCGGUUGAUGAGACGAACAGCUACGCCCGAAUAGGCUAUGUAUCGUUCUGGGGACGACGAAUGAAUAAGGUACGCCCAAUCGAAGAUGUUGUCCCACUCACCAACUCCGAGGGCGAUACGACUCAGAAGGUCGUCAAGCUGUCAUUUCUCUCAGACUCCUCGUAUGUGCUCCUGCCGACGCGACCCGUCGAAAUUGUCGACCCGGAGCGCGCACACCUUCUCUUUGGCGAUCUCAAGUUUUUCGACGUCGAAAACCCGAAGGAACAGCAAUCUCAA